Molecule: messenger RNA, 3305 nt
Organism: Oncorhynchus masou masou (cherry salmon)
Lineage: Eukaryota; Metazoa; Chordata; Actinopteri; Salmoniformes; Salmonidae
Gene: tprg1l
Product: tumor protein p63 regulated 1-like
Exons: 6
Coding region: 170-1015 (281 amino acids)
Cellular component (GO): cytoplasm
Source: RefSeq, a predicted model, not a curated record
CUAAGGGGGGAAGUGAGGCAGGGGUACUUCCUUGUAAACACCAUCCUCUCUGAUCAUAUUAUUGUGCGCAAUGACCAAUUCAAAACAAUACACCGUUUGCUGAAUCUUUAUUUUCGAGAGGACAGGUUGAAGUCUAUUUUGUGCUUUUUAUUACAACUCAGUUUGCACUAUGCUUCAGCUAAACGACACGGUUGAACCAAUGAGUCCGGGGGCUGCGGUCCUUCAUCCGGCAGAGGCAGAGGAUGGAGUCGAGGUUGCCUUUACACCGCCGGGGGCCAGAGGGAGCCUUGGGUAUAGUUCUUCUGUAGCAUGUUGCUCCCCCUUACAAACGUUGACGCCGUUUCAUGUCCACAACCCAACAAUGCAAGCCAAAGUGAAGGAUUAUUUCGUCUUUAGGCCAGGGACCAUUGAACGAGCAGUGAAUGACAUCAGAACAGUGGGCCUGCCUUCAGAGGAUGGAGAAGUGCUGAGUGUGUGGCUGCUUGCAGAAGUUGACCACUGGAACAACGAGAAGGAGAGACUGGUGCUCAUAACUGACAGGUCCCUGCUGGUUUGCAAGUAUGACUUCAUCAACUUGCUGUGUCAGCAGGUCAUCAGAAUCUCCCUUAAUGCCGUGGACACCAUCUCAGUGGGCGAGUUUGAGUUCCCGCCCAAAUCACUCAACAAGAGGGAGGGCUAUGGGAUUCGGGUUCAGUGGGACAAACGCCCACGCCCCUCCUUUGUGAACCGCUGGAAUCCCUGGUCCACAGACAUGCCCUAUGUCACCUUCACUGAGCACCCCAUGGCCCGUGCCGACGAGAAAGUGGCCUCUCUCUGCCAGAUGGACAUCUUCCGGACCCAGCUGGUUCAGGCAGUGAAGAAGGCCCACAAGGAGUUUGCCAUUCCGGGCAGGGCCAAUGGAGUUCUGAUCCUAGAGAGGCCCCUCCUCAUCGAGACCUACCUGGGCAUCAUGUCCUUCAUCAACAAUGAGGCGAAGCUGGGCUAUUCCAUGACCAGGGGAAAGAUUGGCUUCUAAAUGUUUCCCACUGAGUGACCCUCUUAUUCCACAGCAGUGGGAGCGCUGUCAAACUGUGUGUUUUAUGAGUGUGUGUCUGUCUGCUCGUGGAAUGCUGACAAUGUGGCUGUGUCAUACCCAACGCUUGAGUAUAACCGGCGGGCAGUCAUGGUGUGCAGCAAGCCUGAGUUCUCUCCACUCCUGCCACAGUGCUCUCAUGCAAAGUUGUUUUCCAUUUGCCAUAAUUAUUUAACCCCCCGAGUGGAGAGACCUACAGUAUGUGAAUUUGGUGUGUUUGUGCGAUUAGGGAAUGUCGCUAAUUGUGGGUACAGUGCAUACUGUUUACCUUGCCAUUGUGAAAAUACUGUAAUACACACCUAAUGCUGCUAGGUGAACCUGACUUAGAGCCCUUGAAGUUAAUAUUAUCGUGGGCCUUUUGUGCAGUACGAGGGCAUGGUUAGGUGCUUUAACUUUAGGUAUAAGAGUGGGCUUUAUCAGCGCUCGUUAUUACAGAAACUGAUGCAAUGAGCUUUGCCUGACCAUUAUUUUCAACCUGAGACGCCUUGCAAAAUUGCAGAUUUUUGCAUUAGCCAAAUUGGCUCUAAAAUCCAUCAUAUUGGGACGUUGUAGUGGUAAGAUUUGAGAAUUAAUACGGCUGCCGGCGCUACAAUCCGCUUUUUCAGUCAAAACUAUGACCACUUUAUUUACUAUAAUUAUACAUUGUCUGGUGCAAGCCCAAUAACAGAUAUCCUCGUGACAAUUUUCUUAAAUUGAUUAGGGCUACUCAUCUCCAUAAAACACACAGCCUUUAUCGUCCUCAUGCUAGGCUAGUUCAUGCUGAAACAGCAGAUUAGGUCCUAUGAAAAUGUGAUGUCUAACAUUGGGAUGAGUAGGUGCGGGGAAGUGUUGUGGAAUAUGUUACUUUAGCAUUAGCUACAUAGCAUGAGGACAAGGCAGGCAGUUUCAUUCCGAACUAACAGUAUUAUGAUUUGCCAUCAGGCAUUGUGGGAUAAUUAGAAGUACAGUGACACCUUCCAUGCCUGGAUUGAGGUACGUUUUCAUACCCGUUUGAUUCUUAGUGUUGACCGGUAUAGAAAUAAUCCCUUCUACAUAUGCUUUCACCAAACAAUCUACUAUUCCAAUACACAUCUUGCUCGGAGGCUAAAAAAGUCCUAUCAACCACCUGAAUAACUUGACCAUAAAAAUAUCCACGUGGGAAUAAAAAUGGUGGCCAUUUUAGAUUACAUUGAUCUAUUAGUCAACUAUUCAAGUAACUAACUAGUUAGGGCUGUAGCCAUAGUCUGACAUAAACCUCAAAGAAAAAAGCAAUUUACGUUAAAUUGGAUACAGCGUUUGAAAUAUCAGCCUCAAUCAGAUUUGCAUGUUAAAACCACUUAACCCCCUCGGCCUCCGCUUUACCGAUUUGUCACUUCCAUGUCGACGUUAGAAUGCUUGAGUGCCUUGAGUGCUUGCUCAGCGAGAACACCCAUGCUGGCACCCAUAGGAACCUUAAAUACCCCCAACUGUCUCAACCUAAACAAGCACAAAUGUAAAUGUAUCAGCGCUGCACAGGAGCCAAUAGAAGGAAGUGAUUUAAUGUAUAAGGGACAAUACCAGGAAGUGACAUUGGCUGAAUAUAAUUGAAACUGAUUAAUCAUAAGUCAAUUGCAAAUGAACAGUUUAAGAUUUCCUAGAGGCCCUAUUACAUUUCAAACAUUCUUCCAUCUGUCACAAUGGUUGAUGGACAUUCAAUUUUGUUUCUAAACAGAGUAAGAUGUCAUUCUUGCAUGGGAUCCAAACGGAAUAUUUCAAAGUAUGCAAGACAAAUCAACGUCAAGAAAUCCAGGAACCAGAUUUAAACUGGUUUGAAAUAAACCGAUCUCUCAUCCAUUCACCAGAGAAGAAUCUGGUUGUUAGGCCUCUGCUUCACACAAGAUCAUGCUUUAACCACUCGAAUGAACUAAGAUGUCUGUCCAACUACCUUUUUUUUUCUUCCACUCCUGGUCUAAAUGUAACAUGCAUGUCUUGCAUGUUGGUUUGCAUGCCGUCUCUGUUCAACUUCGAAAAUGCUCCAGAAUAGCAAUUGAUGCAGGUUGAGUGUUACAAAAGAAAACUAACUUCUUGGUCAAAUGCCUAAUAUUUGUAGCACGGUCACCAACGUGAGGCAAAUGCCUACAUUACUUUGAUAUUUCGUACUGGGUAAAUCUGAUAUCCAACCCAUUUGCAGAUUAGUUUGACUCAUAACGCUGACUAUAUGCUCAUACUGACCUUGAAUACUGUACAUUGCUUAUUAAAUAAAUACUCAAACUCA